This is a messenger RNA of Sebastes umbrosus (honeycomb rockfish), 4245 nucleotides long. Its product is annotated as transcription factor Sp3-like. The transcript is spliced from 9 exons. The coding region runs from base 222 to 2123 and encodes 633 amino acids. Gene Ontology annotation, molecular function: RNA polymerase II cis-regulatory region sequence-specific DNA binding; DNA-binding transcription factor activity, RNA polymerase II-specific. The record is from RefSeq and is a predicted model, not a curated record. Lineage: Eukaryota; Metazoa; Chordata; Actinopteri; Perciformes; Sebastidae. Gene Ontology annotation, biological process: regulation of transcription by RNA polymerase II.
GUCAAUCAAAAUAGAAAAAAAAAAUCGACCCCGAAUUCAACCGAUCAACACUAGCCCGCCUUUGAUAAAAUAAUCAUGUUUGGAGUUCAGUUUAUCAGAUAAAUCCUACUACAUGCUACCCAUUCACGCUAUGGUCGGUACGUAAACAUUUACCGCAUCGAAAGCGUGCAACUAAUCGCUAGCUUGCCAGAGCUAGUAGCCCUCCUCUGAAACAAGGAGAAAUGGCGUCCGCGGACGUGGACAGCAGUCAAAGCGAGUUUCUGCAACCGGAAACACAGACGACAGAUAUGUCAGCCAUUCAGCUGACGGGUUCAGACCGAUGGGAGGUGUUAACUCCUGUCUCAACUGGGAAGGAAGACCACGGAAUUGUUCACAUUCAAAACUCUGGGAUUGUCACGUCCAACGGGCAGUAUGUGCUUCCCAUCGGGAGUCUCCCCAACCAGCCCAUUUAUGUUACGGCGUCUGGGAAUGAGAAUGCAGCCAAUGGAAUGUCAGGCAUUCAGUAUCAGGUCAUCCCCCAAAUCCAAAAUGCAGAUGGGACACUUACAGGAUACACACAUGGAUUGGAUGAUGGCACGGGGCAGAUUCAUCUCCUCCAAGAUGGCGGCCAGGGCAGCAUUGGAAUCACCUGUGCCACAACAACGACCACGGACCUCCUGACGCAGGCGGGGCAUGUACAGUCAAUCCAAGGCGUCUCGCUGACCGGGGGGUCAACAUACACCGGCGCAAUGCCUGGCAACAUAACGUUCGUCCCUAUAAACAGUGUGGAUCUGGAGUCUCUAGGGCUGACUGGAGCGCACUCGGUGCCCAUCGCAACAGGGGUAACAGCUGAAGGUCAGCUGAUAAUGGGCGGCCAGACGCUGGACAAUCAUGGUCAGGAUGCUGGCGUCAAGCAGCAGCUGGUGACGGUAAGCGGCGCCAACCAACUCUACGUGCCAACCACCACUUCCUCCUCCAACCCUUCCCAUCUACCGGAGACCAUCGACGGCACCGGGGUUCUGACCCAAGCAACCGCCGUGUCUGCAGGCGUGUCCGACCCUUCAUCGGAGAACUUCAACCACAACCACCUGCAGCAAAUCCAGGUCUCAUCUUCUAACGCCACCACUAUCUCACAGCCCAUCCUGCAUUUGUCUGGAGACAGUCAGGUCCAGUUGGCUCAGGGUCAGGACAUGAAUGCAGGAGGUCAGACUCUACAGAGUGUGCAACUGGUCAACCCGGGGACCUUCCUCAUCCAGGCCCAAACUGUCACCGCUACUGGACAGAUCCAGUGGCAGACCUUCCAGGUUCAGGGCGUCCAGUCACUCCAGGGACUCCAGUUGCCCCAGGGGCAGGGACAGGCCCAGCAGCUGACCUUAGCCCCGGUCCACACUAUCCCUCUGGGCCAGACAGGCCAGGUCAACCUGCCCAACCUCCAGACAGUCACAGUGAACUCUACAGCACAAACUGGAAUUCAUUACACACAGGCGGACGACACAAACAGUCCAGCUGGUAUCCAGAUAAAGGAGGAGCCGGACACUGAGGAGUGGCAGCUGGCCGGAGACUCCACGCUGAACCCCAGCGAUCUGAACAACCUUCGUGUACCGAUUGUAGAAGAGGACAUGGAGAUGCAGGGCGGGGAGGGCAAGAGGCUGCGCAGAGUAGCCUGCACCUGCCCCAACUGCAAAGAGUCUGGAGGAAGAGGUUCAGGCAUGGGGAAGAAGAAGCAGCACAUCUGCCACAUCGCCGGCUGCGGGAAGGUUUACGGGAAGACGUCUCACCUCCGAGCUCACCUGCGCUGGCACAGCGGAGAGAGACCCUUCGUCUGCAACUGGAUGUUCUGCGGGAAGAGGUUCACCAGGAGCGACGAGCUGCAAAGACACAGGAGAACACACACAGGAGAGAAGAAGUUUGUGUGCACAGAGUGCUCCAAGAGGUUCAUGCGGAGCGACCACCUGGCCAAGCACAUAAAGACUCACACGAAUAAAAAAGGCAUGGUUCCCUCAGGCACGUCUCCGCCCGCCGAGGCCAUCAUCACCGCCGACGGAACCACGCUCAUCCUCCAGACCGCCACCCACGACCUCCUAGCCAAUCAGGAGAUCCCUUUGCAGCUGGUCACCGUGGCGUCCGGUGAGGUUAUGGAAUGAAUGGGGUGGCGUUUUGAGAACUGGCCUAUCACAGGGACCUCUUGGGCUUUUCUCUUUCCCCUCUUACCUUUUUUUUUUGUUUGUUUUUUACAUAUGAAUAUAUACGUAAAUAUAUAUGACAAAUAUAUAUAUUUUAAGAGUUAUCAUGACUUUAUGUUUGUUUUUUGCAGUCUUUUUAUAGGCGGGCAAAAAAAAAAUAACAUUUAAAUGUGGUUGCUAUGUACACACGUAAACACACACGCACACACACACACACACACACACACACACACACACACAAAAAACACGCAUUAACACUCACAACAUGAAUACUCAACACAAUGAAAUGCCUUAUUUUGUAUCAUACUCUUGUAUAAAAUGCUGGAGGUGCAUGUGUUUUUUAAGCUUUGCAGAUGAUGUAACUGUAAUGGAGAUAAAUGUGUUUGUGAAAUGGAGAUGAGGAGAAGCUUGUUAAAGAGAGAAAAGGAAGUAGUGGACCUCUCUGGGAUUCAUUAUUCUCUCUGGAGAGUUCUGACGAAACCAAGCGGUCUGUUUGAAGCAGCGCUGCAUCCACUGCUGAACUAAAGCUUUUGUUUUUAAAGGAAUAAUUCAACAUUUUGGAGAAAUACUCUUUUGCUUUUCCUUUUUUUUUUUGCAGAGUUAGAUGAGAAGAUUGGCACCACUCAUGUUUGUACGGUAAAUAUGAAGCUACUGGUUAUCUUAGCUCAGCACAAAGACUGUAAACGGGGAAACGGCUAGCCUGGCUGUCUGAAGGUAACACAAUCUGUGUGUCGGCACCACUAAAGUUAUUUAGUGAACAUGUGAUUUGUUUGUUUAAUCCGAACAAAAACCAACCCGUAAACACUCAGUUUUUUGGCGGGUUAUGUUGCCAGGCAACCAGCUGAGACUCCAGGUAGUUCAUGCUUCCAGCCAAGAAAUAGUUCAGUAAAACAGCAAAUUGUCACUUUUAGACUAAAUAUUUUGUACAGGUUAAUGUGAAUUUAGGAGCCUUAUAGGUGCUAGUAGGUGGAUUUUUGUUACCUUUCGACAGAGCCAGGCUAGCUGUUUUCAUCUGUUUUCAGUCUUAAUGCUAAGCUAAACUAGCCAGCUGCUGGCGGAGUCUUCAUACAUAGCAUACAGCUAUGUGAGUGGUAUCAAUCUUCUCAUCUAGCUCUUGUCAAGAAAGCAAACAAGCGUAUUUCCCAAAAUAUAUAAUAAUAAUAAAGCCACAGCAGCUGUCGCGCAAUAACCGACAGCCAGCUGAUGUCGCGCUGCGUUGCUUCAAGCAGAGCAGGAGGUUCAGCUGGUGGUCAGAGUAGGACGACAGUGCCGCUGUUAACUGAUCUGAAGUUGGUGUUUUCCACCUCGAGGAGGGGAAAUAGAUGCAAGCCACUCUGAGAAAACAGGGCAACUUCUUCCAGCGUCUGGUCAGUCUGAACAGAAUGUCUCAUCUGUCCUUUCCGAGCACACCGUCCGCUGUGCUUGUCCACGUCAAAGCGAGUCUUUAUUUUUCCUUUCCUUUUUCAUAUUUUUGUUGUAAAUUCAUAUUGUAUUUCUGUUUUCUGUCUCUUCGCCGAUCUGCGUGUCGUCUAAAUCGAAGCCACAUGAUGGUGAUCAUAGAAGAGUAGAGUGGUUACCUCUGAAUUCCUGCAGGGCUCUUCAUUGCCAUUGUCUGCCGCACAUGGCGGCAUGGGGAGAGAACGUGCACCGAUGUUGCCAUGUGAAGAAAAACAGAUGCAACAAAUCAGAAAGCCCCCCAAGGGUGUUUGUCAUUGAACAUUCCAGUUGGACACCAGAUGAUGUGGGAUUAGUUUUGCAAUAACUGCUCUGUUGGUAAUUCUGGCCAGAUGUCACUCAAGUCAAAAAGGAAAACAAUCAUGCCAUUGUUUGUUGUUUUUUUGUUUUUAUUUGAAUUAAUGUAAUCCCUUCCUCAGUUUGUCCUCAUGUUUGUAGCAUUCAUUUACAUGUAUAUUAUCUUAUUUUCACAUUGUUUAUAGAAGCCAUUACUUAGUUAACUGAAUUUGUUGUAUCAAAACCUUAUUUUAAGUGAUUUUUUUUAAAGAAUUGGUGUAAAAAUUGAAUGUUACCUUUUGUAAAACCUUUUUUCAAAUGGAUCACAAUAAAAGUCUGAACCUUCCAGUAA